Messenger RNA from Phytophthora nicotianae INRA-310, 783 nucleotides. RefSeq lists its product as hypothetical. The record is from RefSeq and is a predicted model, not a curated record. NCBI's taxonomy places the organism in Eukaryota, Oomycota, Peronosporomycetes, Peronosporales, Peronosporaceae. The coding region runs from base 1 to 783 and encodes 260 amino acids. The transcript is spliced from 2 exons.
AUGUUUGCGGACGCUGAUCAAGACGAGUGGGAAGAUCCCUACUCGGCUGUCAACUUGAAAUUAGCGGCCCAAGAUGAUACUGAGCGCCCGCCCGUGGCUGAUCCCCCAGAGUUCCACCCAAUAUCAUAUGCGGAGAACCUUUGCUACAAGGCCAAUGCCCCGUUCGACCCAGAUCAGGUCUGGCAAGUGCGUCUUCUCAUCGAUCGCUAUGGUGAGCUACCACACGUUGCAUUCUUGGUUGAAUGGGAAACGGAUGGUGUUCAGCUGGCAUGGGAGUGGCCUGAGAACUUGAAGGGCGUCUACUGGUGUAUGAACCAGGUGAACGCGUGCAAGCGUAUCUCAGCUGGGUCAUCGGAGACGAACUUGUGCUUUCUGCACUCGUUCCAAGCGGCUUGCUACGGGCUUGGGCAGGACGGCCUGGUUAACAGUGGACACUGGAACCGCUUCUGCCGUGCCCAGAAGAAGGGUUUCCCCAACGGCGGUCUCACGCGUGAGAUUGACGCGUUCUUCAACUUCAUUCGUGCUGAAGGAGUCCCGCUGGAUUAUCUUCAACUGUUCAAGAAGGUCCAGAAGUUCUCGAUGACGACCGUGGCUGAGCUGGAACGCAAGGCACUCCAGUUUCCGGAUGGCUGCUACAUCGUCCAUGCGGGUCAGCACUACGUCGAACACUGCUUCGCGCUUGUGGUUAAUCAUGACCCUGCGAAACAGGAGUUCCCGGUGAUAACCUUCGACGAUUACAACGAAUCUGCAGCUCCGCCUUGUUCGUUGGAACCUGUCUGCUAG